AUGGUAUCUCCAACGAAAAUGAUAAUAAGGUCUCCAUUAAAGGAAACAGACACUAACUUGAAACAUAAUAAUGGGAUUGCUGUAUCAACUACGGCGGCGGGCCAUUUGAAUGUAUUUUCUAACGACAAUAAUUGCAACAAUAACAAUACCACUGAAUCCUUCCCGAAGAAAAGAUCCCUUGAGCGCCUCGAGCUCCAACAGCAACAGCACUUGCAUGAAAAGAAAAGGGCUAAAUUAGAAAGGGCCAGAUCCAUUGAAGGUGCUGUUCAAGUGAGCAAGGGUACAGGUCUGAAGAAUGUCGAGCCAAGGGUUACACCUAAAGAAUUGCUGGAAUGGCAAACGAAUUGGAAAAAGAUCAUGAAAAGAGACUCUCGCAUCUACUUUGACAUUACCGACGACGUAGAGAUGAAUACAUAUAACAAGUCCAAGAUGGACAAACGCAGAGAUUUGUUGAAAAGAGGGUUUCUUACAUUGGGUGCCCAAAUCACUCAAUUUUUUGACACUACUGUUACAAUAGUUAUAACAAGAAGAUCUGUUGAGAAUAUAUAUUUGCUAAAAGAUACUGACAUUUUAUCUAGGGCUAAAAAAAACUAUAUGAAAGUUUGGAGUUACGAAAAGGCUGCCAGAUUUCUGAAAAAUCUUGAUGUUGAUUUGGAUCAUUUGAGUAAGACUAAAUCUUCUUCUUUAGCUACGCCCACAUUGUCCAAUCUCCUACACAAUGAAAAAUUAUAUGGACCAACGGAUAGAGACCCCAGAACUAAGAGGGAUGAUAUUCAUUACUUCAAAUAUCCUCAUGUAUACCUUUAUGACCUAUGGCAGACCUGGGCUCCCAUAAUAACUUUAGAAUGGAAACCUCAAGAAUUGACGAACUUGGACGAAUUACCUUACCCAAUAUUGAAAAUGGGUUCAUUUGGCAGAUGCCCUUUUAUAGGUGAUAGAAAUUAUGAUGAAAGUUCCUAUAAGCGCGUGGUAAAGAGAUAUUCGAGAGACAAGGCAAACAAAAAAUAUGCAUUGCAACUUCGUGCCCUGUUUCAAUAUCAUGCUGACACCCUACUGAAUAUAUCAUCAGCUAAUGAUCAAACGAAAACCCUAAUAUUCAUACCUCAUACAUGCAACGAUUCCACUAAGAGCUUCAAAAAAUGGAUGCAAGAGAAGGCAAAAACCUUUGAGAAGAAUGAAUUAAAGAAGCCGGAUGACGAUGCCAUUCAAGAAACUCAUGAUGAGCAUGUUGGCCAAACCGAUGAGAAAAAUAGUAUAUUUUUUAAAGAGAUUGAAACCAAAAGGCGUCCGUUAAAAGAAGAUGAGGAAAAUAAACAAUCUAUAAUUGAGGAAUCCAACAAGUACCCGCAGCGGAAAGAGCUGACUACCAUACCGAAACUAAACCAUCCAGUAUUAGCCACUUUUACGAGACAAGAAACUGAGGAAGUACCGGAUGAUUUAUGCACUUUGAAAACAAAAUCACGUCAACCAUUUGAAAUCAAAGCAAGUGGUGCUCACCAGUCUAAUGAUGUAGCAACCUCUUUUGGUAAUGGUUUGGGUCCAACAAGAGCAAGCGUCAUGAGCAAGAACAUGAAGUCAUUAAGUAGACUAAUGGUUGAUAGAAAGUUGGGAGUAAAGCAAACAAACGGCAAUAACAAAAAUUAUACAGCCGCUAUAACAACUGCUGCUGAAACAUCAAGAGAAGAUAAGCACAGGUUUGAUGUUGAUGCUUUGAAAAAAGACGAAGCCCUCUCAAGAGAGACGGGAAAAAAUAAUGCUAUACAUCUGGAAACUAACAGCAGGCUCCAGAAUUUCCCAAAGGUUGCUAUCAAAUCUGUAUCUGCAGACUCAAGAUUUAAUAAUGACAUCAAGACAACCACAGAAUCUCCAACAGCAUCGAAGAAAACAACUUCCACAAACGUCACCUUACAUCCUAAUGCACAGACAGCACAGCCGGUGAAGAAAGAGACGGUAAAAAAUUCCGGAUACUGUGAAAAUUGUCGUGUAAAAUACGAAUCUUUGGAACAACACAUAGUUUCUGAGAAACAUCUGUCUUUUGCUGAAAAUGAUUUGAAUUUUGAGGCUAUUGACUCGUUAAUUGAAAAUCUCAGAUUUCAAAUAUAG
Molecule: messenger RNA, 2103 nt
Organism: Saccharomyces paradoxus
Lineage: Eukaryota; Fungi; Ascomycota; Saccharomycetes; Saccharomycetales; Saccharomycetaceae
Gene: DBF4
Product: protein serine/threonine kinase activating protein DBF4
Exons: 1
Coding region: 1-2103 (700 amino acids)
Biological process (GO): regulation of cell cycle phase transition; positive regulation of nuclear cell cycle DNA replication
Cellular component (GO): Dbf4-dependent protein kinase complex; nucleus
Molecular function (GO): protein serine/threonine kinase activator activity; nucleic acid binding; zinc ion binding
Source: RefSeq, a predicted model, not a curated record